This is a messenger RNA of Columba livia (rock pigeon), 4043 nucleotides long. RefSeq names its product cyclin Y (gene CCNY). Gene Ontology annotation, molecular function: protein kinase binding; cyclin-dependent protein serine/threonine kinase activator activity. The coding region runs from base 424 to 1449 and encodes 341 amino acids. Lineage: Eukaryota; Metazoa; Chordata; Aves; Columbiformes; Columbidae. Gene Ontology annotation, cellular component: cytoplasmic cyclin-dependent protein kinase holoenzyme complex; plasma membrane. The record is from RefSeq and is a predicted model, not a curated record. Gene Ontology annotation, biological process: regulation of canonical Wnt signaling pathway; regulation of cyclin-dependent protein serine/threonine kinase activity. The transcript has 10 exons.
GGAACCGCUUGGCGGGGGCCGCCCGGGGCGGCUGCUCCUGCGGCUGCCGCUGCCGCGGAGGCUGCGGCGCUGCCGCGUGGGUGCGUGCGUGGAGCGGCCCGGCGGCUGCGCGGGGGCGGGGGAGGAGCGCGGCGGCCCCGCCGGCGAUGGGGCUGUGCUUCGGCGGGCCCUGCGCUGCCUGCCCGCGGAGGAGGGCGUAGCUGCCGCAGCCCACGCCGGCGGGCCGCGCUGCGGGGCUGCCUCCGCGGAUGAACCGCCGGGGAGAUCCGCCGGCGAGUGCAGCCGCAGGGCGCCGCAGCCGCCGCCUCUUCCCCCGCCGCUUCCCCGCGUCUCCGCCGCUGCCCAUGGCUGCCCGCCGCCCCUGCUGACCGGCCGCCCCUCGCCUCCUCCCGAGCCGGGCCAGGCCGGGGCUGGGCAGAGAAGAUGGGGAACACCACCUCCUGCUGCGUGUCCUCCAGCCCCAAGCUGCGCAGGAAUGCCCACUCCCGGCUGGAGUCCUACCGCCCCGAAGCCGAGCUGAGCCGGGAGGACACGGGCUGCAACCUGCAGCACAUCAGCGACCGGGAGAACAUCGACGAUUUGAACAUGGAAUUCAACCCAUCAGAUCAUCCACGGGCCAGUACGAUAUUUCUCAGUAAAUCACAAACAGAUGUGAGAGAAAAACGCAAGAGUCUCUAUAUAAACCACCAUCCUCCUGGGCAGUUGAGAAGGAAAUACAGUUCCUGCUCCACUAUUUUCCUGGAUGACAGCACAGUCAGUCAACCAAACCUCAAGUAUACCAUCAAAUGUGUAGCUCUUGCAAUAUAUUACCACAUCAAAAACAGGGACACAGAUGGAAGAAUGCUCUUAGAUAUUUUUGAUGAAAACCUUCAUCCCCUUUCGAAAUCCGAAGUGCCACCAGAUUAUGACAAACAUGACCCGGAGCAGAAACAGAUUUACCGCUUUGUUCGGACGUUGUUCAGUGCUGCUCAACUGACUGCUGAAUGUGCCAUUGUCACCCUGGUAUACCUUGAAAGACUUUUAACUUACGCAGAGAUAGAUAUUUGUCCAGCAAACUGGAAGCGAAUUGUACUGGGUGCAAUUCUGCUGGCAUCCAAAGUUUGGGAUGACCAGGCAGUGUGGAACGUGGAUUACUGCCAGAUCCUGAAAGAUAUCACGGUCGAAGACAUGAAUGAGCUGGAACGCCAGUUUCUUGAGCUGUUGCAGUUCAAUAUUAAUGUUCCCUCCAGUGUUUAUGCCAAGUAUUAUUUUGAUUUGCGUUCCCUGGCAGAAGCGAAUAACUUGAGUUUUCCUUUGGAGCCCCUCAGCAGGGACAGGGCAUAUAAACUUGAGGCCAUUUCCCGCUUGUGUGAAGAUAAAUAUAAGGACUUCAGGAAAGCUGCAAAGAAACGGUCAGUCAGUGCUGACAAUCUGACUGUGGUUAGAUGGUCCCCUGCUAUUAUCUCCUAACAGAGGAGACUGGAAUAUUCCUAUGGACGUACUGUUUCAUCCAUCCAUUUUUUGGGGGUGGGCUGGGGGUGGGGGUGAUUUAAAAAACAAACAAACAAAAAAGACUUUUGAUUUUUUUUUAAUUUUUAAAUCUGUCCAGCUGCCUUUACAGUGCCUCCCCAUUGUGUAGCACACGAGUAAAUACCCAGUGGAAGGAGAAAUGGAGAAAUCAGUGUUCGGGAGAGAAGAUGGGCAACAAUUUUUUCUCACUUUCACUAACAGCUUUACCCUUUUUAUGAGGAAAGAGCCAAUCAGGUGCUUGGAAGAAGAAACAGAAAAAUAAAGUAGAGGCAGAAAAAUAUUUAAGAACUGUGCUGUUUUCUAAUAUGCCGUACUCAUGAAGAGAAAUGGCAGCAUGAAAACAAUCCGUGUAGUCAGAUGACUGUGCACGAGAGGAAUGAAGUUGGGAAGGUUCCAUCUUAAAGGUUUCUCUUAAUAUCCUUUUUAUUUUUUGUUGUUUUUUUGCAUUCCUCAUUGCUGCUUCCCAGGAUAAAUUUGUCCCUUUGCACAGCAGCAAAUACGAAGUCUGUAUUUACAGUAGCACAAGCCCCUGAAUAAAUAGUGUUGGGUUUUUUCACUGCACUUUUCUCUGUAAGCUGUCUUAUUAGCAUCAUUCUUCAUAAUUAUUAUGCAUAUGUUAUAUUUCUUGUAUGCCUUUUAUUGUAUUUCAAAAGAGAGAACUUGACCAUAGUGCUGAACCAAAAGUGUGUACAGGGAUCAGAAGAUCUUCAUAAUUUCAUGAUGUGUUUUAUUUAUAGUAUACUUGGGUGUGUGUGCCUUCCUGAGUUCUUGGAAUCAUUUAUUUUUCCUUAAUAUAAAGAUACAGUUAUUAAAGUAUUUAGAUGAUGAUGAUAAGACUUGGGCCAAAUCUCUGACAUUUGCAACAGAUCUUGUGAUCCUUUUUGCAGAUUUUCAUAGCAUUAGAAGUUUAGCAGAAUUCAUUUUCUUUUUUUUUUAAUGGCCUGACUAGUUCAUUCCUUCACCUCCAGCUCCAUUGUUGCAAGCAAUAUUCUCAAUUUUUGUAUGUUUACUUUAAAUCAAAGUGAGUCUGUUUGUAUAAAAUAAAAAAUAAUAUAAAAAAAAAUGUUCCAGUGAGAAGGCCUGUAGAAGAGCAGAAUGGGAAUCUUAACAAGGUAUUUGUCACAAGUAGAUUCAAUUUCAAAGCUAAAAUAAAAACCCUCAUGUUUUUCAGCAUAGGUGCUUAUAGAAAUUAGAAGUAACUGAACUGUGAACAUCAUUUUAUCAAGCUCUUCUGUUGUUGUUACUGAUUCCCUCUUACUGUGGCUGUUGCCCCCUUGGAAUUUGUAAGAACCUUUUAUAGAAAAUAACAUGUCGGUAUAAGCAUAUUUACUUUAUAAUGCCCCAGGGUGAUUUUUUUUUCCCCCAUUUUUUUUGCACAGUUUAGAAAGAUAUGGCUGAAAACUCUCAGUUCCCUGAAAUCCUUUCUUUGCGACUAUCGCUGAAAUGAAUGGCAAGAGACAUCCCUGAUUUAUGCACUACUGUGGUAAACCAUAAAGAUUCCAUAUUUGUUUUAUUAAGCCCUAUGGGCUUGUAGCAAACCUUGGGGCCCCGAGCUCAGCGUAGGGCUGGUCGGACGCCCGCGGGCGCUGGCGGGAUUGACGUGGUAACACCAAACAGUUUUCACUUGCCGAUGUGAUUUGUGUAGUUUGAGACAUGAAGCUUUUGUCCAUAAAUUCUCCUGAGGUCCUUUGGGCCUUUAAAAGAAUCUAAUUCUCAUCACUUCUUGUUGUGCCAAUGCGUCAGAACUGUGAGUCUCCACCUCCAUUUUUCCCUUGAACAUGGAAUGUAAGGAAAGUGUUUAUAAGAAUACAAAUGCAGAUGACAGCAUUUGAAACCUCUUUACAGAUAGUAUCAAAAAGAACAUUUUCAGAGCAUUUGAGAUUCAUCUUUAUAAGCAUAAAUUUAGGCUUUAAAAUAUGUAAAAUAUUUUGAUUUAUCAACACUUUGCUAAACUAUUUUCCAUUUAACUUGAUAUCAGGAAUAUUGGUUUUAUCCAUUUCUGGGUGAUAGAGAUAUGAACUUUGGAUUAUGUAAAGAUCUCAAUGCAUCUACUAUAAUUUUUGUGAAGUUUAUUAAACUACUUUAAAGAUUGUAUAGUCUAUUUAUUGUAUGUAUGUACAUACAGUCUGAUACUUUAAAAAGUGGAUUCCGUAAAACCUGGCUCAGUCUUGUUUAGACUAUUGAAUAUCGUUUUAGCCUUGUGCACUGGACUCUACCUCUGUAUAGGAGAAUUUUCCAUAUUCCUAACUAGUACUGAUUCUGUGAUUAACUUGGUUAUGUUUCUUGCACUAAGAAUUAAAAACAAAAUCUGCUGUAAGUGUGGAUUUUUUCUUCAGUUUAAGUUUUGCCGUAUGACUCCUCAGCGUUUAGAUGGAUGUUUCUUUCCCUCAUGGUUAUAGGAUAAUUCUUUGCUUUUCUUCUGUUUUGUUCCAGGGCUGCCAAAAAAUACUGUACUUGUCAGUAAAUCUCAAUGAGUGUCUUUUGUUCGCAGGACAUUCUAUACCAUGUAAUUAAAAAUGAAUUAUUAUUUAGGA